AUGGCAUCAUCGGAUAUGGAAUCGCUUCCUCAACACCGCAUCGUCCAGUUAGGAUGCGGAGCGGCAUCGGUGGAUUUCUUGGCGGCAGUGGCUUCUUAUCCUAAACCCGAUGACAAGAUCAGAAGUACUAGCUUGAAGGUUGAAGGAGGUGGAAAUGCAGGGAAUGCUUUAACAUGUGCUGCUCGUUUGGGCUUAAAUCCGAGGCUCAUUUCCAAGGCACGGCUCAUUUAUACUUUAUCUCAAGCAUUCAUUCAUUUUGAUAGGUUGCUAAGCUGGACUCUAUAUGUGGUUUCCAAGGAUGGUAAUUCACCAUUUACCUAUGUCAUCGUUGACAAUGAAACGAAAACCCGUACCUGUAUUCAUACUCCAGGAUAUCCUCCCUUGAUACCAGACGAACUUUCCCGGUCAGAACUUUUAUCUGCAUUAGAUGGGGCAAGACUUGUCUAUUUUGAUGGAAGGUUACAUGAAACUGCCAUAGUUGUUGCACAAGAGGCAGCUCGCAAGAAUAUACCCAUUUUGAUUGACGCAGAAAGAAAGAGAGAAGGAUUGGAUGAUCUUUUGUUGUUGGCCAGUUAUGCUGUAUGCUCAAAAAAAUUUCCACAGGCUUGGACAGAGGCACCAUCUGUUCCAAGUGCACUUGUUUCCAUGCUUCUGAGAUUGCCGAAAAUCAAAUUUGUGAUUGUGACCAUGGGUGAAGAUGGAUGCAUAAUGCUUGAGAGAAGCACAGAAGGUGAGUGUACACUUCUUAGUUUCGCAAGCAAAGGACAAAAGGCUCCUGCAUCAGAAGAAAAGGAUGUAGAGAGCUUAUUGGAGUCACUGAAGCAGAAUAAGGAUGAUAACAUAGCCAUCCCAACAUGUUAUGCAUCACCAUUGACAAAGAUAAGAUCAAAUGGUAUAGGGACUGUGAGUGGGAGGUUGUUUGUGGGAACAGCUGAGAAGAUACCACCACCAGAACUUGUUGAUACGACUGGUGCUGGAGAUGCUUUUAUUGGUGCUGUUCUUUAUGGUAGGUGUAAUGUGAAUAUGGAUGCAUGUGCACUCUCUGCGGCUGCUGGCUGUAGGGCUUUGGGAGCUCGAAGUGGUCUCCCACACCGCACAGAUCCACGCUUGGCAGCCUUUUUACAUUAG
Messenger RNA from Dovyalis caffra, 1128 nucleotides. NCBI's taxonomy places the organism in Eukaryota, Viridiplantae, Streptophyta, Magnoliopsida, Malpighiales, Salicaceae. The record is from the annotation of a GenBank genome assembly.